Syngnathus acus (greater pipefish) is the source of this 4136-nucleotide messenger RNA. RefSeq names its product mannan-binding lectin serine peptidase 1 (gene masp1). Gene Ontology annotation, molecular function: serine-type endopeptidase activity; calcium ion binding. The transcript has 12 exons. Gene Ontology annotation, cellular component: blood microparticle; extracellular region. The record is from RefSeq and is a predicted model, not a curated record. Gene Ontology annotation, biological process: zymogen activation; complement activation. NCBI's taxonomy places the organism in Eukaryota, Metazoa, Chordata, Actinopteri, Syngnathiformes, Syngnathidae. The coding region runs from base 603 to 2648 and encodes 681 amino acids.
UCACUUGUCCGUAUGGGUCAGUGUGACACCUGAACUGUAAGAAGGGUUGCUUAGCGUACCCUUCAUAUACUGGACUGUCGCAUGAGCCUAUUGCGUCGCUUCGGCUUCGCAUAUACUAAAAUUGGAACGAUACAGAGAAGAUUAGCAUGGCCCCUGCGCAAGGAUGACACGCAAAUUCGUGAAGCGUUCCUCAUUUUAUUAUUUUACCAUAAACGGGAAAAAGAAAUCCAAGAAUAAUCUUCAUCGUUUAAUGGACACCAAACCGCCAAAGGGAAUGAGUGUGCUGCUCUCUAGUGGAUGUAUUGAGCGUUGCAGUAUUUACCCAGAUUGAAGGUUUGGGUGGGAUUUAACGCCACAGGUGGCAACCGUGUGCAGGCAAAUGUUUCAACCACUAUGAAUCACCCUCUUGAAACGUAUCCAAUGCAGCCACAAGGUGGCAGGCAUGCAAAGGACAAUGUUUCAAUGACUUUUGGAGAUAUGAUGACGCUGUUCCAACUACGUCCCACCGCCCGGACCCCUUGUCUCCAUGCACACCGCGCCACGCUGUUACAGACGUCACUUUCCAGGAUGGACUUCAUUGCCUGUCACGCACAUGCACACUAAUGAACGGCGAGACACGCACCAUGAGGUCAGUGUAUUUGUUCUCGUGCGUACUGCUGGGCCUGGCGGAUUCUGAGUAUAUGGUGUCGCUGACUCAACCCUUUGGAAGCUUCCAGUCACCACACUUCCCAGCCACAUAUCCCGACGACACGUGCCAUCGCUGGGAAAUCCGUGUUCCCGACGGUUUCCGUGUCCAACUGGACUUCAGCCAUUUUGACCUGGAACCUUCUGACUUGUGCCAGUGCGACUACGUCAGGGUGGAGGCUGGUGGCAGGGCCUUGGACGAGGGCGGGGCUUCCAUCCUGGGAAUAUUCUGUGGCAGUGAAUCUCUGGAUCCGGAGAGCGUUCCGGGUCCCGAAACGCUUAGCACUCCUGGCAACGUCGUCAGCAUCGUCUUCUCAUCCGACUUCUCCAACCCGCAAAACUUCUCCGGCUUCCAAGCGCACUACAGCGCAAUUGAUGUGGACGAGUGCGCGGAAGGUGUGGACGAAGACGUCGCCUGCGACCACCUGUGUCACAACUAUGUGGGCGGCUUCUACUGCUCCUGUCGCCAUGGUUACCUGUUGCACCCUGACAAACGCACGUGCACAGUUGAGUGUAGUGACCUAGUGUUUUCUGAGCGUGUGGGUUCCCUGAGCAGCCCCAAUUUUCCAUCACCAUACCCAAAAAGAACUGAGUGCUCUUAUAUUAUCCGGGUGGCGCCGGGACUCAAGCUUCGCCUCCACUUUGAUGAUAUGUUUGACGUGGAGGAUCACCCGGAAGCCCUCUGUCCCUAUGACUACCUCAAGAUCCGAGCGGCGCCUAAAGAGUUUGGGCCGUUUUGCGGUGGUCAGUCUCCUGGUGUGAUCCAGACCGACACCAACGUCGUUAUUAUCUUGUUUCACAGCGACCACUCAGGAGAAAAUGUUGGAUGGAGGAUGACGUACACCUCCGAGGGAAGUCCAUGUGCAUCUCCAGUGCAUCCAACCAACGUUACGGUGAGCCCGCUCCAGCUCGAGUACUCAGCUGGGGACCGCGUCCGGGUCUCGUGUUCUCCAGGCUCCAUGAUCAUCAAGGGUGGUGAGCGCGUGGAUGGAGACUUUGAGAUGCUCUGUCAGGAAGAUGGCACCUGGGAUACCGCACUUCCUGUCUGUCAAAGUAAAAAUGAGUUUGGCUGCGGCCCAAACAAUCUGAGUGUUAACACUGCGCCAGGGGUGGAGCUUCCAUCCUGUGUGCCGGCAUGCGGCCGCCCGUCACGUCCGCUGGCCGUCCAGGUGAAGCGCAUAGUCGGCGGUCGCGCUGCAGAGCCGGGGAACUUCCCUUGGCAGGUUCUGCUGAGUGUGGAGGACACCAGCCGUGUCCCGUCGGAGCGCUGGUUCGGCUCGGGUGCCCUGUUGUCGGACACGUGGAUCUUGACUGCCGCCCAUGUUGUGCGCUCUCGCCGCCGGGAUGCCCAGGUGGUCCCCGUGGCCCCCGAACACAUCAAGGUGGUGGCGGGUGCAGUGGACGUGCGGGACAAGCAGGCAUCGGCCGUCCUUUCCGUGUCUCAGGUGCUGGUCCAUCCCGACUUCCGACCCAGUGACUUUGACAAUGACAUCGCCUUGCUGAAGCUGAGUGUCAAGGUGGAGCUGAACCACGAUGUCCAGCCCGUCUGCCUGCCGUCGCCACCACAGGAUGACGCCACCUCUCCCCCACCCCACUCUCUAGGCGUAGUCGCUGGGUGGGGGGUGUCGCACCCUGACGUUACCUCCGACCUGCUGCAGUUUGUUCGUCUGCCGGUGGUCCCGCAGGAUGAGUGUCGCGCCAGCUACGCAGCCCGCACGGGAAGCUACAACGUCAGCGACAACAUGUUCUGCGCUGGCUUCUACGAGGGUGGCCGCGACACCUGCCUGGGCGACAGCGGGGGCGCCUUUGUGGCUGAGAACCCCGUCACCCGGCAGUGGGCCGUGUAUGGCCUGGUGUCGUGGGCUGGUCCCGAGGAAUGCGGCAGCCGGAGGGUGUAUGGCGUCUACACUCGCGUCAACAAAUACCUGACAUGGAUACAGCAGCACCUCCUGGUAUUCCUGUGAUGAUGUCACACGCAGCAUACGAUUCUAGCACACCUAUAGUCUAAAUAUAGAUAACACUGUGGUUUACUUAUACCUAGCCAUAGUCAAACUAUAACGAAUGCUGUGGAUAACACGUCAUGUAGGUAACAGCAUCACAUGCUAAGUCCUAACUACACAAUCUAAAAUCAGCAAGGCUAUGCACAUUAGUUAAAGUAGAAAUAUCAUGCUUACAAAUCCUUCCUUUUUACAUUUUACUCAUUCAGUUGUGGUCUAUAUAAAGUGAAACAGCAAAGCUUUUGUCUGAAUUCCUCGCCUUCAUAGCAUCACAGGCCCCUCUUUACUUCUCUUCAUGUUCUGAGGAGCUGCUCAGAGCAAGCCAUUUUGGUGCGCUCUUUAAAUGCAAAUGAGAUACUUCACACCCCGCUCCUUCCAGGCCAUAAGACAUAUUUGUAGUUUUUUCUAUCGGAGGUAGCGUUUACUUGCGUCGCAAACAUUUUGAUCGAUAAAAAGAUGUGAACAGUAGAAGACUUGCCCGUACAUCACACGUAACAAAAUAAACCCCCAUAUUUAAAAAUAAAACAGACACUUUUGAUGCAAUUCAUCUGAUACAACUACUCAAAAUGCAUCCAAAAGGCUCUCUUGAGUAAUAAAGGUGGCGGAUUUGUGAAACCGUUUGGCCGCACCCAUUACCUUGUUUGGUAGUGCCACCCCAAAAACUGACACAAUAGAUGAAAAUACGUAACAGAAAAUGGAUAAAAGUGAACGGAGUAAAAAAUAUGAUGUGUCUCCUUUAAGGUAUCAUCAGCCCUACGUGUUAUCAAUGUUAGCAAUCAUUCCUGUCAGCAGGAGCCAAAACAGAUACAUGCAUGCACAACCAUGGAACAUGUUGCAUUAAAUUACACUGAAUAUUAACCAACUAUGUUUUGUUAGUAAAUCACGCUGGCAGGAAUCUGCAGGUAACCAUCACAUUUUGCACACUUGCAAGAUUAGUAAACUAGUCGAUUAAAUGUUACGGUAAACUAUACCCUAAAUUUAUAGAUUUGACUGAAAAUGACAUGUUUUCUCAGUUUGUUCACAUGACGUUCGUAAGGUGAGCUGUGAUGACAUGGACAUUUUCAAUCAAUAGCAAGCAGCAAAUGGCUGAGAUGGAUGAAAACCGAUGAAUUGAAGAGCCUAAUUCAUAAACUACAAACGGACAAAAAUUAAACAACGACAGUUAUUCGUACGCCAAUUCUACGACUGAGAUAAAAAGAGACAAUUAACUUGACUAAAUAAUGUAAUGUCUAAUAUGUACUUCUGUCGAAGGUCAUAUGCAAACAACACUUCUGGUUACUCAUGAGCGUUAUUGGAUGUGUCGUAGUAUCUGAAAUACUACUGCCUCCUGCAGGACUUUAAUGCCAAUUAUACAAUUUGAGUGGGAAAAUGUGCAAGGAAUUGUAUUAUUCUCAACCAUAGGUGAAUAUGUAAUAUAUAACGACCAUAAAUCUAUAUACAUAUGUUGAUAGAUUU